Molecule: messenger RNA, 179 nt
Organism: Symbiodinium necroappetens
Lineage: Eukaryota; Dinophyceae; Suessiales; Symbiodiniaceae
Source: the annotation of a GenBank genome assembly
AUGGCAGCCACUCGAGUUCCUCUUGAUGGCUCCCGAUCAGCAGGCCAAGCAGGAGUUUCGGGAGCUCUUGCUUGCGAAGAUGGGAAAGUAUCUGAAAGCCUGGAAGCGCAUCCUGGACAAGGAUGCCACCAACCGCUGCAACUGGUACGAGUUCCAGGCAGGGGAACACGGCCCGGACC